Messenger RNA from Trichoderma citrinoviride, 948 nucleotides. RefSeq lists its product as hypothetical. The record is from RefSeq and is a predicted model, not a curated record. Gene Ontology annotation, biological process: fungal-type cell wall organization. The transcript has 3 exons. Lineage: Eukaryota; Fungi; Ascomycota; Sordariomycetes; Hypocreales; Hypocreaceae. Gene Ontology annotation, cellular component: plasma membrane; cell cortex of cell tip. The coding region runs from base 1 to 948 and encodes 315 amino acids.
AUGGUCAAGGCAGGUCGCAUCGCGUGUAUCGCGGUGCCGUAUCUGUGGACGAUAGGAGCUCUGGUCGCGCUCAUCUUCGUGGGCUUGGGCUCAACGGACGAAGAUUCUUCUACGUUGAACAAGUUGUAUUUCAUGAGGGCCGACCUUUCAAAUGUCACCCACGUCGAAGCAACGAGAUUCGGCGACCGGCUACUUAACAUCACAUACACCGCCAUGAGAAAUGCCACUGAGGAGCUCGCCAAGGCCCUGGAAGAGGCAGAGGAGGACUCGGAGCUGCGCGACUUCUACAACAUUGGUCUCUUUGGCUACUGCACGGGCGACAAAGAGGGCGACGAUUUCAAGGUGGACUUUUGCAGCAAGCCCAAGGGCAGCUUCUGGUUCAACCCACUCGAGGUCUGGCACUUGAACAUCAGCGGCGUGCCCGACUUGCUGCCGUCGCAUCUCCAGUCGGAGCUGAAGACGUACCAGAAGGUUUCGCACUGGAUGUUUGUUGCAUAUGUGCUUGCGUUCGCCACUACUUGCAUCCAGCUGCUGGUGGGCUUUUCGGCCAUCUUUAGCCGCAUUGGAAGCUUAUUCACAACCAUUGUGGCAGUGGUUACAACCGUCUUCAUGCUGGCCGCGAACAUCACUGCGACCGCUCUAUUCGUGGUCCUGACUGGCGUCUUCAACUCUUCCCUCAAAGAAUACGGCGUGACCGCCCAUCUUGGCGGAAACCUCCUUGCUGCUUCAUGGCUUGCCGUUGCCCUGUCCAUGGCAAGCGCCGUUCUGUGGCUCUUCAGCUCAUGCUGUUGCUCUGGUCGCACUGAAGCCCGUCGUGUUUCGCCAAAGGGCACCUACGAGAAAGUUGACAUGGGAGCCGGCUCAUCACAACACAACGGCCAUACCACGGCGCCAGCUCCCACUUUCGAUAAGACGAAUACGGCGUAUGAACCCUACCGCCACCAGUGA